CUCUUUUACCCUCCUGAGUGGUGUAGAGCGAAGUUUUCGUUUCUAGCAUGGCUCGAUUGAGCAGCCUCCUCGUGGCCUCCCUGGCUCUCCUCACCAAUGUCGUCAAUGCCGACUCCGCCGUCCUCGAUCUAAUCCCCUCCAACUUUGAAAAAGUCGUCCUUGGAUCCGGCAAGCCGGGACUCGUCGAGUUCUUCGCCCCCUGGUGCGGGCACUGCCGCAACCUUGCUCCGGUCUACGAACAGCUCGGCCACGCCUUCGCCCAUGCAAGUGAUAAACUGCAUAUCAGCAAGGUUGAUGCGGAUGCGCAUAAGUCUCUAGGCAAGAAGAAUAAGGUCCAGGGCUUCCCAACGCUGAAAUGGUUCGAUGGGAAGAGCGCUGAGGGUGAAGAGUAUGAGGGUGGAAGGGAUCUGGAGAGCCUAGCCAAGUUUGUUACGGAUAAGACCGGCGUGAAGCCCAAAGGGAUAAAAAAGGCUGGGGACAGCGUGGUGAAGAUGUUGACGGAUCAGUCGUUUGCGAAGGAAGUUGGAGGAGAUAAGCAUGUUUUUGUGGCCUUUACGGCUCCAUGGUGCGGUCACUGCAAAACCCUGGCUCCUACAUGGGAAGCUCUCACUGAGGAUUUCAUGCGUGAACCUGACGUCCUUAUCGCGAAAGUCGACGCUGAAGCAGAACAGUCGAAAGCCACUGCCCGCGACCAAAAGGUCACUGGCUACCCAACAAUUAAAUUCUUCCCCAAGGGUUCUAAGGAAGGCGAGACCUACAGUGGUCCCCGGUCUGAAGACGCUCUGGUUAAUUUCGUGAACGAGAAAUGCGGAACACACCGUGCCGUAGGAGGAGGAUUGAAUGCCAAAGGCGGGGCCAUUGAAGCUCUCGAUGAUAUUGUAGCCAGAUACGUUUCCGGAGGAGCAAUUGCUGAGAUUGCAAAGGACAUUAAGGCUGCCGCAGGAGAUCUCAAGCAGAAAUAUGCGCAGUAUUAUGUCAAGGUGGCCACCAAGCUUUCCGAGAAUUCUGGAUAUGCUGCUAAAGAGCUGGCGAGAUUGGAGAAGAUGAAGAGCAAGGGUAGCCUGGCCCCAGAGAAAUUAGACGAUCUGGUCUCAAGAUCCAAUAUCUUGAGAAGAUUUUUGGGCAAGGAAGGAAAGAAAGGAGCCAAAGAUGAGCUUUGAUGGUGUUUGCAGGUUUUUAUCACAUCUAUUGGCAUUGUAUACCUAUUUACUAAGCGUUAGGCUUAACAUGAGCACAGGGACAGUGUUGGGUCACGGUUAACUUUCAAGCCAAAAUAUUCAUGUCAUCUUUGUAUGUAUGUACAGCUAAUGGUUGCCUACAGGGUACAUGGCCAGUUACAGGGAGCAAAUUAAAAAAAGGCAACCUCUAAAGGGC
This is a messenger RNA of Coccidioides posadasii C735 delta SOWgp, 1374 nucleotides long. RefSeq lists its product as uncharacterized. NCBI's taxonomy places the organism in Eukaryota, Fungi, Ascomycota, Eurotiomycetes, Onygenales, Onygenaceae. The record is from RefSeq and is a predicted model, not a curated record. Gene Ontology annotation, molecular function: protein disulfide isomerase activity. Gene Ontology annotation, cellular component: endoplasmic reticulum. Gene Ontology annotation, biological process: protein folding.